UCCCGCAGCCCAGCCCCACACUCUGUAAGCAUGUCAGUCCAGGAGGACGUGCAACCCUGGUCAUGGAUCUCUAAGUCCCAAAGGGAUUUAGCAAAGUCCAUCCUGAUCUGGGCUCCAAGAGGGCCAGCAGGGUACCUGAGGCGGGCCAGCGUGGCCCAACUGACCCAGGAGCUAGGCACUGCCUUCUUCCAGCGGCAGCAGCUCUCAGCCGCAAUGGCAGACACCUUCCUGGAGCACCUCUGCCUACUGGACAUUGACUCCGAGCCUGUGGCUGCCCGCAGCACCAGCAUCAUCGCCACCAUCGGGCCGACAUCUCGCUCCGUGGAGCGUCUCAAGGAGAUGAUCAAGGCCGGAAUGAACAUCGCGCGACUCAAUUUCUCCCACGGCUCCCACGAGUACCACGCCGAGUCCAUCGCCAACAUCCGGGAGGCAGUAGAGAGCUUCGCAACUUCCCCGCUUAGCUACCGACCCGUGGCCAUCGCUCUGGACACCAAGGGACCAGAGAUACGAACUGGGAUCCUGCAGGGGGGCCCCGAGACCGAAGUGGAGCUGGUGAAGGGCUCCCAGGUGCUAGUGACCGUGGACCCGGCGUUCCGGACUCGUGGGGACGCGAACACCGUGUGGGUGGACUACCCCAAUAUUGUCCGGGUCGUGCCGGUGGGGGGCCACAUCUACAUUGACGACGGACUCAUCUCCCUAGCGGUGAAGAAAAUCGGCCCCCAAGGGCUGCAGACGGAGGUGGAGAAUGGAGGCGUCCUGGGCAGCCGGAAGGGGGUGAACUUGCCAGGUGCCCAGGUGGACCUGCCGGGGCUGUCAGAGCAAGAUGCCCGGGACCUGCGCUUCGGGGUGGAACAUGGAGUGGACAUCGUUUUCGCCUCCUUUGUGCGAAAAGCCAGCGACGUGGCUGCCGUCAGGGCUGCUCUGGGGCCAGAAGGACAGGGCAUCAAGGUCAUUAGCAAAAUUGAGAACCACGAAGGCGUGAAGAAGUUUGAUGAAAUCCUGGAGGUGAGCGACGGCAUCAUGGUGGCAAGGGGUGACCUGGGCAUCGAGAUCCCUGCAGAGAAGGUUUUCUUGGCUCAGAAGAUGAUGAUCGGACGUUGCAACUUGGCGGGCAAGCCCGUUGUGUGUGCCACACAGAUGCUGGAGAGCAUGAUCACUAAGCCCCGGCCAACUCGGGCAGAGACAAGUGAUGUGGCAAAUGCUGUGCUGGACGGAGCAGAUUGCAUUAUGCUGUCCGGGGAGACUGCCAAGGGCAACUUUCCUGUGGAGGCUGUAAAGAUGCAGCAUGCGAUUGCCCGGGAGGCCGAAGCCGCAGUGUACCACCGCCAGCUGUUUGAGGAGCUGCGCCGCGCAGCACCCCUGAGCCGAGACCCCACCGAGGUCACUGCCAUCGGCGCUGUGGAGGCUGCCUUCAAGUGUUGUGCUGCUGCUAUCAUUGUGCUGACCAAAACAGGCCGCUCAGCCCAGCUUCUGUCUCGUUACCGCCCUCGGGCAGCGGUCAUUGCGGUCACCCGCUCUGCCCAGGCUGCCCGCCAGGCACACCUAUGCCGAGGAGUCUUCCCCUUGCUCUACUGUGACCCUCCAGAGGCCGUCUGGGCAGAUGAUGUGGAUCGCCGUGUCCAAUUCGGCAUUGACAGCGGAAAACUCCGUGGCUUCCUCCGAGUUGGGGACCUGGUGAUUGUGGUGACAGGCUGGCGACCUGGUUCUGGCUAUACCAACAUCAUGCGGGUGCUGAGUGUGUCCUGAGAGGCCCUCGCCUCUGACCUAGCCAACCCUUGACCCCACCGCUCCACCCCAACCCCUCUGACCGACUGACUGUACAGCCCUGUCUUCCUACUCCGUCCUCCCACCCAAUGCCACGCCUGCCGUCUAGCCCCAUUGCGGACGCCCCUCCCCUCCCGUCCAACAGGCUGAGGCAAGUCUGUGUCCAGUGCAGGUCGGGCCACCCAGCAGCGCCAGCUGCUCUUCCUGCUCUCCGCUGGGCCCUAAAAUGCUCUGAGCCUUUAAUCCCAGUUUAGCUGGUUACUUACUUCUCUUCCUCCAGGCUUCCCACAUCUAGGGGUGGGAGAGGGAAACAGGGCAACUGUGUCCAGUUGCCACAAAAUCCACUAUUUUAAAAACCUCUCAUUGCACAAGUGCACGUUCCUGUCAGUGUCCGCCUGGUAAGCCCGGCAGCCACAGCGCCGGGGGGCGACUCUAGGGCAGCACUAACCUUGGCUGUGACUAACAGGGAUCAAAGCACCACCCUUUGGGGGGGAGACUUGGGGUAGCUGCAUGCGGAGGGAUGCUGAGAGCCACAGUUUUGAGGGCAGUCCCCCUCAUCUGUG
Molecule: messenger RNA, 2327 nt
Organism: Condylura cristata (star-nosed mole)
Lineage: Eukaryota; Metazoa; Chordata; Mammalia; Eulipotyphla; Talpidae
Gene: PKLR
Product: pyruvate kinase, liver and RBC
Exons: 12
Coding region: 31-1746 (571 amino acids)
Biological process (GO): cellular response to insulin stimulus; glycolytic process
Cellular component (GO): cytoplasm
Molecular function (GO): potassium ion binding; pyruvate kinase activity; magnesium ion binding
Source: RefSeq, a predicted model, not a curated record